This is a messenger RNA of Talaromyces marneffei, 1677 nucleotides long. RefSeq lists its product as uncharacterized. The record is from RefSeq and is a predicted model, not a curated record. The transcript has 3 exons. The coding region runs from base 1 to 1677 and encodes 558 amino acids. NCBI's taxonomy places the organism in Eukaryota, Fungi, Ascomycota, Eurotiomycetes, Eurotiales, Trichocomaceae.
AUGUCUGCCGCCGUGCACACACCCACUAUCGACCUCCUAGAGACGGAGUUAGCAAGGGCUAGGAGUGCCCUAGAUGAAGUCCAACCAAAUCCACUCCACCUAUUGUCCCUUGACGAUGUCACAACAGGGGCGUUGGCUGCUCACAAGAAGAAUCUCAUCAGCUAUCGCCAUGACUUUUUCGCCGCCAGCGGUCGUCUCACUGCAAAGGAGUUAGGACUUAUCUCUGUCCAAGAAAUUACUCUCACCCCAGAAGAAGAGGGCUGCCCACCGCUACCUGUCAUACCCACUAAUAUAUUCGAUCUCCUUGCCAACAAUGUGGUUUUGCAUCACUUGGUACCUUUGCUGCCCGUCUCGUCAUUGAUGGGUUUGGCCUCAACGAGUAAGGCAGUACGCUCCGUCAUCAUGGAGACCCCCUACGUCUUCAGACAUCUCGAUCUGAGUACAUGUCGAGUAGCUCAAAUUGCCGAAAGACAAGCUAUUGACGCAGGUGGUGAGCGCUGGAGAAACGAGAGAAUGGACGAGUCCGUGACUGAAGAUGAGUUUUAUGCCGGGCCACUCCGAGGAAUCUUCUCUCGUCUCGAGCGACAGUCACUUCUGGCAAGUGUGCGCACAUUGGUAUUGGACGGGUUAUCUGUUCCGGCGGAUCUCGUUGCUGAUAUCAUCUUGACUGACCGAUUCAAUGUGAACAUUCUUUCGAUCCGGGAAUGCACUCAUCUCAAUGAGCGGAAGCUCAUGCAGACGCUGGAAUAUGCCGUGCGGCCAACUCGGCCGGCAGGAACCCCGAAAUUGAAGGGUAUUUACUAUUUCACGCGAAAGAAAUCAACUGAGAAACCACACAAUUAUCGAGGACCAUCCCGUCGAGAAUGGUGGCAGUCACGGGUUGGUGGUCAGGUAGCACCAGCCCCAACGCCUGAUCCAGACCAACAAGACGAGCAUCUUAACGAGUGGUACAAACCAUCCGGCAAGAUCCUGAAAGCCAAUCUUGAGUCUGGCUGGGCUCAGACAAUCAAGAAAUGCGAAGGCAUCAUUUCCUUUGACGCGAUAUUAUGUCGAGGUCCCAGGCAUAACAUUGACCUCUACUCCUCGACCAACAAGACCCAACCCUGCCCAAAAGGACCGCUGCUCCCUGCAGCCAUUGCUACAGUCUCCCUUGGACCCCGUGGCUGUGAUGGUUGCCGUACAUCUCCCGAGGGUCCCGCCAUCUGGGGCGAAUCGUCAGACUCUCAUUUCCCUCUCCUUAACCCUCUACCUCUCUACGCCUCCAACAUUACCGACGCAAAACGACCGGUGCCGCGAAACGAGACAGCCGUCAUGAUUGCCCGGUGCACAGAUUGCUUGCAGAGUCGAUGGUGCCAUCAAUGCCACAAAUGGUUUUGUUUCAACUGCCUACCGAGCCCGGAGGAGGCAGUAACUCGCCUUUCGCCUCACCAGACUGUCAUCCGCAGACCAGGGGCAAACGGACAGUCUAGAGAUCUCUCCCCGGAAAAGUUGGGUCCAGGCGUGAGCCGAGAUUGUUGGGAAUGUGGGCCUACUUGCGCAAGCUGCAAAGUUGACCGUCAACGUAGUUGCGUUACCUGCUACGGCGAGUAUUGUCUCAAGCACAACGAUGGAUGUUCGUCAACAAAGUGUGACUGGUGCAACACGAGUUCCCGACGACUCGGUAGUGACCUCUACUAG